AGCUUGUAUUAGACUUGUCAAAGGAUAGCUUGCAUUAGAGUUUAUGGGCCUCAAGUCAUCAACCUUGCUGCCAACAUCUACAUUACAAAAACACACCCACAGCUUAUCCUACACUACACUUUACCUGUCCUACACCACCUCAUCUCACCUUCCUUGCCAGCUUGCUCCAACCCAGAAACACCAAGCAAUCAGCACCUCCCCUCUCAACGCUGCAAACCACCGUGCACCAACUCCUCCAUAUCACAGCCAUCAUCGCCACCCAACCAUACAACACCAACAUUCGCAACACUCCAACAACGCAGCAGCAACCGCUGAGCACAACCAGUGCCAAAACCGCAACCAAAUCAGCCCAAAAAGUCACACAAAACAGAGCAAAGAACAGAGCAAAAACAGAGAAAUUAGUUUGGUCGAACCCGAAUUAAGUUCGACCGAACCGAAAAUUUAGAGUUCCUGCAAGUCUGAGGUCCGGCCGAACCUCCAUUGAGUUUGGUCGAACAUUUGACCGCGUUUGGUUGUACGGAAUUAAUGAAGCUCGACGGCUACGAUUAAUUUAAAAUCGAGCAGCGAAUUUGGUCCUUCGGAUUGAUUGACAGUCGAUGAUGAUGAUCGACGGUGAUGCUUGGUGAUGAUGAUGUACGGCAAUUGAUAGACGGUGAUGAUGGACCGUGGUGAUAUACGAUGAUGGAGGAGGAGGAGCGAAAGAAAGCUACGAAGGGGGGUCUGCUUGUUUUUGGUUUUGGGUAAAUUGAGGGUACUUAAGCGGAAUAAGCACUCAUUCUCGAUAGCAUAAGGAAAGCAAAGCACGACUUUGGAGAAAGUUGACUAUAAAUGGAGAAAUUGGGUCAUUCGUAGGUAUUUACACCCACCCACUAUCCGGUGAUCAAGUGCGAGGUCCGGGCACGAGUUUGAUAGCUUGUAUUAGACUUGUCAAAGGAUAGCUUGCAUUAGAGUUUAUGGGCCUCAAGUCAUCAACCUUGCUGCCAACAUCUACAUUACAAAAACACACCCACAGUUUAUCCUACACUACACUCUACCUAUCCUACACCACCUCAUCUCACCUUCCUUGCCAGCCUGCUCCAACCCAGCAAGACCAAGCAAUCAGCACCUCCCCUCUCAACGCUGCAAACCACCAUGCACCAACUCCUCCAUAUCUCAACCAUCAUCGCCACCCAACCAUACAACACCAACAUUCGCAACACUCCAACAACGCAACAACAACCGCCGAGCACAACCAGUGCCAAAACCGCAACCAAAUCAGCCCAAAACGUCACACAAAACAGAGAAAAGAACAGAGCAAAAACAGAGAACUUAGUUUGGUCGAACCCGAAUUAAGUUCGACCGAACCGAAAAUUUAGAGUUCCUGCAAGUCUGAGGUCCGGCUGAACCUCCAUUGAGUUUGGUCGAACAUUUGAGCGUGUUUGGUUGUACGAAAUUAUUGAAGCUCGACGACUACGAUUAAUUGAAAAUCCAGCAGCGAAUUUCAGCGCAUUUGGUCCUUCGGAUUGAUUGACGGUCGAUGAUGAUGAUCGACGGUGAUGCUUGGUGAUGAUGAUGUACGGCAGUUGAUAGACGGUGAUGAUGGACCGUGAUGAUUUACGAUGAUGGAGGAGGAGGAGCGAAAGAAAGCUAAUGUAAUACCUGGAGUUGAUUUCUAGUGAGUCGUGAUUCGCACAAUGGCCCCCGUACUUAGGUAUUCUAGGGUUAAGAUGUUGAUUUCAAAGUACGCAAAUCUAGGAAACCUAGAGAAGCUAGAUUGUGAAACCCCACACAUUUAUGUGAAGAAGAUCGAAUUUGCCUGCAAUUAUUUUGCUACAGUGAAGAACCUACCUGAACUAAGGAAGAAUGAUGUUAUGGCAGAGAUGGUUAUUCAUUUCUUACCUUCCAAGAACCCAUACAUAGAGCUUAAGAACCGAUUUCGUGAUAUGCAUAUGGAAAAUGGUAUUCCUAAUGACUACAAGUAUGAUACUCCAGAUGGUAGAUGGAGAUAUGAUUUGGAGAUUAUGACUACGAUUAUAGAGCUUGCAGAGGAAUGUUUUGAUGAUGGUAAAACUGUAGAGAACAUCAACCUUACAGGAUUAGAUCAUGAUACAGAAACUCAAAUGGAUGAGGAUAUUGAUGAUGAUGUUGUUGAGAUUAAGAACCCUAAUCCUAUCAUUCCUUAACCCACUAUCGAGAUCUCCAGUGACACAGAAAUUGAGCCAGAAGCGAACAAUGAUGAAGUAAACAGUGUGCUACAACAGAACAAUGAGGAUAUGGAGUAUGAGUCUGAUCCAGAGGAAGACUUUGAUGACUUUGAAGACCAUGAGCACUCUUCACCAGUUUGUAGAGGUGGUUGGAUAGUAGAGUAGCAUUCUAAAAGACUUUUCUAAUGUAAUAGCUAGUGCUAAAAUUUAGUGAAGCAAUAAAGUAGUACACUACUAUUUAUGGUUUUAGUAGUUCAGUUUUGUGGUUUUCCGAA
Messenger RNA from Spinacia oleracea (spinach), 2458 nucleotides. RefSeq lists its product as uncharacterized. The record is from RefSeq and is a predicted model, not a curated record. The transcript has 5 exons. Lineage: Eukaryota; Viridiplantae; Streptophyta; Magnoliopsida; Caryophyllales; Amaranthaceae. Bases 1674 to 2162 code for a protein of 162 amino acids.